AUGCGAAUGCAAUCUUUGUUGCUGGGCGAUGUCAUGAUGCUGUCGACUCUUACAGAUGACGCCGCGGAGAGCCCUCUCGAGGGGGCGAGAAGCCAGCUGGUGAUGAGCGGCAGAGUAUGGUUCAGAGCGCACAGUAGUUGGCGGAAGGCCAGACGCCGGGUUGGCUACUUUGAGCAUUAUCGUCGUGCUAUAGGUGGCAUCCAGAAACAGAAAGUGUACAAGAUGAGCUUUCGAUGGCUUCAAGCCAUAGCAGAUCCCAUCGCACUUAUCACGAGGAAUAUCAUCCUGUCCCGACAGUGCGUGAUUGAGAUGGUAGGUACAGGUACCUUCAUGUACAUUCAAUGGGGCUUGGUGGCCUCAGGCCAGAAUGAGUAA
Molecule: messenger RNA, 375 nt
Organism: Sphaerulina musiva SO2202
Lineage: Eukaryota; Fungi; Ascomycota; Dothideomycetes; Mycosphaerellales; Mycosphaerellaceae
Exons: 1
Coding region: 1-375 (124 amino acids)
Source: RefSeq, a predicted model, not a curated record